AUGGCCAAUUCUUCAGCCGAUGGCAGCCUGGGCUCGCUAGGCCGGGUUUCCCUGAUUGCCCCUCCACCGCUGCCCACCUUGAUCGCGGAAUGGGCCGCGAUUGUCCCGCUUAUCUGCAAUCUCGCAGACCAACGCGACGACUACAACACCAUAGGAGAUGUUGCGCUGCGAGGCCGAUUGUUCGUUGGUCUGUUCCCACGAUUGGGGACGCUUGCCGGCCUUUCGAGGCUCUUGGGAGGAGGGAAACAGUAUCUUGACCAUGCGAGCAACAAAGGUGGUUCUAGCCGCACAGUCUGGGACGUUAAUUGGGGAAGUGUCUUCCCUUGCGCAAAUGGCGCUGUUGUUCAUACCAUCUCCGAGUACCUUCUGGCUGGAACCCAGAGUCGCGUGCGACGCAUGCCUGAGACUUGCAUCAAUGAGGCACGGGGAGUAGAUUCUAAGAAGCCGUCCAUCCACGCCGACAAGUCAGCAGGGUCGGCGCACACGGCCUACCGUCGCGAAAGCUCCACCUCGCGUGUAGAGGGACAGGACUCGAUCAGACGCUCUCAAACCCUUCACGUAUACCGCAUGAAACGCAAGCGUAUAGCUCGUGAAUCACAACGCGACAUCCGGGGAGUCGUCUCUUCACUACCCUGCCAGAUUCUGAAGUACGUGGUGCUCACCGGCCUUGCUACUUUUCUCGUCCUUGUUGGAUGCUACGGAACCGCCGCAUUGGUUGUCUGCUCCACGACAUCAAGUGCUGUUGCGCAGACGAUCAAUGUCCGACGUCCGUGGGGAUACCUGCGUAAUAAUGAGGAUCACAGUGCUUGCAUGUUGGUCGCAGCCCACGAGAACGCCGUCGAGUGGCAUCUGUACAUUGGUGACCGGGCUGUGGUAGACACCAUCCUCAACAAACCCAUGUUCGGCAUCGCGAGUGACGCAGCAACGAGAUAUGCUGCUAGGUGGUUUUGGGUCGCACACCUCCUCCAACUUGCAGCAAUGACCUUUGUGGCCGCUCAAAAAGGUUGGGACGGUGUUUGCAUGGUGUUACUGCUCAUCGGUCAGUGGGCCUCUUCAUCUUUUCACAGCAGCCGAGCUCUGUGCGUGGAAUGGCUCAAAACUGAAGGAGUCGAUGCCGAAGUCAAGAGCUUCGAGUUUAGCGGACGAUCUGGAAUGAUGGGAGCCAUUCAGUUGUUCAGUCAAAGUACUGUGACGCGAUGGAUGGAUACCAUCCUGGUACCGCACCCUCGACGAGAGGUCUGGCUUGAGCGACUCACCGGCGGCACAGACGAUGUCAAUCUCAGCAGCCACGAUGAGAUCUGGACCAAAAAUAUGACCGAUGUUUCCCGCGUGUCUGCAGCAGUUCUACAAGAGGAAUUCAGCGAGGAGCACGCGACAAUGUCGGUUGAGGUCAAAGUUUGA
This is a messenger RNA of Cyphellophora attinorum, 1401 nucleotides long. RefSeq lists its product as uncharacterized. The coding region runs from base 1 to 1401 and encodes 466 amino acids. The record is from RefSeq and is a predicted model, not a curated record. The transcript has a single exon. NCBI's taxonomy places the organism in Eukaryota, Fungi, Ascomycota, Eurotiomycetes, Chaetothyriales, Cyphellophoraceae.